Gekko japonicus is the source of this 2640-nucleotide messenger RNA. It is a transcript of the gene COL10A1, whose product is annotated as collagen, type X, alpha 1. The record is from RefSeq and is a predicted model, not a curated record. The coding region runs from base 1 to 1998 and encodes 665 amino acids. Lineage: Eukaryota; Metazoa; Chordata; Lepidosauria; Squamata; Gekkonidae. The transcript is spliced from 2 exons. Gene Ontology annotation, molecular function: protein binding.
AUGAAGUUACAAGUAUCCAUUCUGCUGAUGCUGCUGUCCAUGAACAUUGUCCGUGGUGGUGAGGGCUAUUAUCCUGAACGAUACCAGAAACAAUCCAGUGUGAAAGGACCACCUUUCUUACCUUUCAUUGCAAAAAGUCAUGUUUUACAGGCUAGGGGAGAGCAAGGCCCGUCUGGCCCACCAGGCCCAAGAGGGCCACCAGGACCUACAGGGAGUCCAGGAAAACCAGGGUAUGGCAGCCAAGGACCUCCAGGACCACAAGGUCCCCCAGGGCCACCAGGACAUUCUGCUGUUGGAAAGCCAGGCCUGCCAGGUUUGCCAGGAAAACCAGGUGACAGAGGACUACCAGGUGAAAAAGGAGAUAUGGGACCUGCAGGUCUCCCAGGGCCAAGAGGGUUACCAGGAACCGCUGGAAUUCCUGGUCCAGCAGGGAUUUCUGUUGCUGGCAAACAAGGACUCCCAGGGCUACAAGGGCCGAGAGGUAUCCCCGGAGAAAAAGGUGAGCCAGGCAUACCUGGCAUAAAUGGACAGAAGGGAGAAAAUGGAUAUGGAAUUCCUGGUCGCCCAGGAGAAAGAGGGCUGCCAGGGACACAGGGGCCUCCAGGACCGCCUGGACUUGCAGGGGUAGGGAGGCCUGGGGAUAGGGGAUAUCCGGGACAGCCAGGUAUUAAAGGUGACCGGGGUUUACCAGGCACACCAGGGUUAGCUGGCAGCCCAGGUCCCCAAGGCCCUUCUGGGCAACCUGGUGAGCCAGGAAUAGGAAAACCUGGUCCAACCGGGCCACCAGGAUUACCAGGAACUCCCGGAGCAAAAGGACUUCCAGGCCCUUCAGGCUUGACUGGACCUCCUGGUCUUCCAGGAUUUGGAAGACCAGGGCUACCAGGGAUGAAGGGACAAAGAGGUCCUGAAGGCCUAAAUGGUGUACCAGGAGCAAAAGGAGAACAAGGCCCAGUUGGUGCUCCAGGGGAACCAGGGACAGUUGGUCCUCCUGGGCCAAUGGGCCCACAAGGGCUGAGAGGUACAGCUGGUGAAAAUGGCUUUCCUGGGGCCAAAGGUGAAAGAGGUCCUGCAGGACCAGCAGGUUUCCCAGGAAUUAAAGGAGACAGGGGUUUACCAGGAUUAGAGGGCAAAUCAGGAUAUCCAGGAGAGCCAGGACUUCCUGGCCCAAAAGGACAGCCAGGUUUGCCAGGUUCUAAAGGGGAUAGUGGCCAUGCUGGGUCUCCUGGCCUACCUGGCCCAAUGGGGUCACCAGGGCCUAAGGGAACAGCAGGAUUUAAUGGUGAGCCAGGCCCAAGAGGACCACCUGGAAUACCCGGUACAAGAGGCCCAGUUGGCCCUCCGGGUAUCCCAGGAUUCCCUGGCAGUAAAGGAGAACAAGGGGCACCAGGAUUACCUGGUCCCACUGGUAUUGCAACAAAAGGCUUAGAUGGACCUAGAGGGCCUCCUGGAUUGCCAGGUUCAAAAGGCAACAAUGGAGAGCCUGGAUUGCCAGGUCCUCCGGGUCCCCCUGGUCCCCCCGGACAGCCAGUAUUCCCAGAUGGCCAGGCCCUAGCAGGUGUACCAGUUAUCAAAGCUGGUGCAAGUCAAGGUAUAACCGGAAUGCCCGUUUCAGCUUUCACUGCCAUUCUUUCCAAAGCAUAUCCCACAUCAGCAGUCCCUAUCAGAUUUGAUCAAAUUUUGUACAAUAGACAACAGCACUAUGACCCCAGGACAGGGAUCUUCACAUGCAGGAUACCAGGACUUUACUACUUUGCUUACCAUGUGCAUGUGAAAGGAACAAAUGUCUGGGUUGGCCUGUACAAAAAUGGUUCACCUAUCAUGUACACCUUUGAUGAGUAUAAGAAAGGGUAUCUUGAUCAGGCUUCUGGUAGUGCUGUUGUUGACCUCAUGGAAAACGAUCAAGUCUGGUUGCAACUACCCAAUAAUGAAUCAAAUGGCUUGUACUCCUCAGAGUAUGUCCAUUCCUCCUUCUCAGGUUUCUUAUUUGCUCAAAUUUAACACCAUCCCUCAGAAAUAAGAUUAGUGAACCUUAGUGUGCAUAUUUUUAUUUCUAGAUGUCCAACAAAGACUAGCUAAAGAAAGUCUACAUACAAAUUUAAAUUUCUAGUGCAAAUGCUGUGUGUUGUGCAGUUUUAAAGGGUCAUAUAAUUCGUCACAAAAUAUUAUUUUAUGUUAAUGCUACACACAGAAAUGUAUUUAAUUAAGAUAUUAAUAUACAUGCCCCAACCCUGAGAUAUGGUAAUAAUAAGAGAUUAGGCUUUAGGAAAGACCAGAUAAUGCUUCUCUUAUGUGUGUACAUACAAUGCUCCUCUCUUCACAAAGAAUUAUUUCCAAAUUCCUUAGGUCUAAUUCUUCUAGCUUCAACCCACUUACUCCUAAUUAAUCUAAUAACAAUAUUGUACCUUUCCAAACAUACAGUACAGCAUCAAACAGAGUGAAACUCUGCUUAGGACUGUAGUCUAACACAAGUCACUUGUUUUUGUUUCCAAAGUAGAUUAAAAAACUAUUUCCAUAAUUUAAAAGAGACUAAAAUUCAUUCCAAAAUAGUAAAACCAACCCCCUAACUACCCAAGUUCUUUCUUUUGAAAUCAAUGGCGCUAACGUUCAUAGUAGAGUAUUUUAGAGUGCACUGUAAGUGGC